Menidia menidia (Atlantic silverside) is the source of this 2831-nucleotide messenger RNA. NCBI's taxonomy places the organism in Eukaryota, Metazoa, Chordata, Actinopteri, Atheriniformes, Atherinopsidae. The record is from the annotation of a GenBank genome assembly.
GGAGAGGACAGGGGAAAAAAAGCAGAAGUAGCAGCAACGAUUUAACAAACAGAAGUGCGUUACGCUAUAGGAUACGCAUCCAUAGCCGAAAAAGUCAAAUAACUGUGUCUGAAAACUGAGGGCUUAUCUUUUCAAGCAGGUGACCGGCAAUGGCUGUGAACGUAUACGCCACCUCUGUAACCAGCGACAACCUAAGUCGGCACGACAUGCUGGUUUGGAUCAAUGAGUCGCUACAGAUGAACCUCACCAAGAUCGAAAUGCUGUGCACAGGUGCUGCCUACUGCCAGUUCAUGGACAUGCUGUUCCCCAACUCUGUGCCUCUGAAGAAAGUCAAAUUCGGUGCCAAACUGGAGCACGAAUACAUCCACAACUACAAGCUCCUGCAAGUGGGUUUUAAAAAGAUGGGAGUCGACAAAAUCAUUCCAGUAGACAAGCUGGUUAAGGGGAAGUUCCAGGACAACUUUGAGUUUGUCCAGUGGUUUAAGAAGUUCUUUGACGCCAACUACGACGGAAAGGAGUACGACCCCGUGGAGGCGAGACAGGGGCAGGACGCCAUACCCAGCCCCGCCACCUCGGCCCUCAGCAAGCCCCCCAAGAAAGCCCUGAGUCAAACUCCACCGAGGCCUCCAGUUGCAAAGGUAGCACCUAAGUUGGCCUCUGUCAAUGCGAGGAAGCCGGGGAUGGGUGUUGGAGAUGAGAGGGCAGAGCUCAUAAAUGAGAUGGAGAUCCUGAAAACCACCAUUCAGGACAUGGAGAAGGAAAGAGAUUUUUAUUUUGGCAAGUUGAGGAACAUUGAGCUGAUUUGCCAGGAGAAGGAGGGAGAAGGUGACCCCACACUGCAGAGGAUUAUUGACAUCCUCUAUGCCACAGAUGAGGGUUUUGUGAUACCAGAUGCUGAGGAGCAGGAGGAGUUUUAAUUCAAGUCUACAAGCAACCUCUCACUUAGAUGUCCUGGUCUCCAGCCCCUCUUCAAAGUCUUUCAUUGAGCCGCGACGGUUUGGCUCUCUGUCCAACACAAAGACUGACUCAACUUGUGUCUUACAGCACCACGAUGAUAAUCAACAAAGCCCGUCACUGCCUCCCUCCCACCUGUAAUGCCAUCCUACUCAAGCCAGAUGGUGCACUGCAUUUGUUUUUUGUUUUUCUUUUGUAACGGACAGUAGUUUGAAAAGUGUUUGUAUAUAUUUGUGUGUGCUUCAGAAAUCAAUUUGAAACAAAUGUAACUUAAAUAGCGUCUUUCUGAGGACCCAGCUGUCAGUCCACUGCUUUCAAAUUCACCUAAAUUGUUUGUUUUACGGUGCUGUAGCUCCUCUGUGCCUUUCAUGUUAGCAGUUUUAGUCAUUUGGAGGAAAGUGGGGAUCCGAAACACACUGUCCGAUCUUAUCCAAACAAGUUUGAGGUAUGCAUUGUAUCUUUUUCUAUUGUUCCCCAUUUUAUCAUGCAAUUUGAGAAUGCCUAAAGUCACAUAUUUAAGAAAACAUUCUGUACCUCUCAGCUAUAGCUGAUAUAAACGAGCAAAGAUUGAGGAAGACUUGUAGGUUGCAUACACUGAUAUCUAAGGGCUCUUUGUUCAUUGUUGGAUAAGGCAACAAUCCAGGUCUUCUUUUGGCCUUUUUACAUACAUGACCAGUUGCUGCCACCAAGGACGCCAUCUUAUUUGGUCAAAAAGUGCUCCUGUUCCCAUCACUGUGUACCUUGUAUCUUGCUUUAUAACAUUCUCGGGCAUCUCAUGCCCGUACGUUUUGUGGAACGCUGUUGCUAUUUUAGGCUCGAUCUCUUUUUCUCUACAAAUUUUGAUUACUAUUUUUUUCCAUUUAGAAAAUUUGAGCAGAAACAUGUUUUCCCCCCCCAGACACAGUGGUUGAGAAAGCGGUUUACACAUUAAAAAAUGCUUGUCGUUCAAUUCCUAUUUCAUUUGAAACACCCCUUUUUCUGUUCACAUUGCCGGUUUCUUAAAUAUGCAGUUCUUGAGAUCCAGUAAGAAGAAGAAAAAGGUGUCUGGCUCACGGAGUUCAUGUGAAAUGAAGUGUUGAAAUGUUUGCAGGGGGUAGUUUCCCGACCAACAGACGAAUGCAAAGUAAAAAGUGCUAAAAAGCCAUGAUUGUUUUGUAUGGUUUGUGUUUGGAGGCAUUUGCUAGGCAGAUGCAGUAUUAUUAUUAUUAUUAUUAUUUUCCUGCUUUUUUUAUUUUUAAACCAAUGGCCGUUAAGCUAGCCCUGAUUUGUAAUGAAACUACAAUACAUGAUAGACCCUGAGUUUGCAACAUGCCUCAGGCCAUCUUCUAGAAGUGUUGUCAUGGCCAAUAGUUGUUUUUCAAUCACUGAUUGAAUUAUUCUUAGGAAGCGUCUGCAUAGCCUUUGCUUUUUGUUAACGUGGGAUCUAAAAGAUAGUCAUUUGUCCUACUAUUUGCGAACAGCAGAUUAUAUAGGUUAUUUGCAGGAACAUUGCAUUCCUUGGAUCUGGUUCCUGAGGAAUUUUUAACGUAGAAGCCUAUUUGAACUUUCUUCUUGUGGUUCAUUUGACUUUAAAAGAUUUUUUUAAAAGGGUGUUUGAUUACAAAACUAUUCAAAAACAUUCAGCAAAUGUUUGUAAUGUUAGCAUUUUUUUAAAUCUAUUUUUUGUAAAUAAAUGAUAUGGCAAGCACCCUUCUGGGCAAAAAAAAAAAAAAGCUCAGCAGUGGCCAGUUGCAGCUGGCCGCAAGUCUUCCAGCACCUUCUCCUCCAACAAACAAGUGUUUACGUGUUUCACGUCACAUCAAACAACUCCCACACAAAAACAGCCUCUUCUGGAUUAUUUGUAGACCUCUUCAGCAAAAAAACAAAAAAAAAACAAA